GGGCACUGCCCUCCUCCCAGCGGCAGCAGGGCUGGCCCUCAGCCGGCGGAGUCCCAGGCUCCCGGGAGACGAGGGACGUGGCAGCUGCCGGGGAGGACGGGGUGACUCCCUCGGCCGGGCGGGGGCCGCGCUCCCGGAGCGCUUUCCGACGCCGUUUGUCUCCCGUCUCUUCCCGUUCGCAGGAGCAGCUGCUACUGCGCAACCCCAUCCCCGCCCGCUCCAGCGCCGCCACCUCUUCUGCGCUGCCCGCUAGCACAAGAGGAUAAAAACAGAAGUGGGUAGAAAGAAGAGCUGGAGGACCUUUGAAGAAAGCAUAACAAAAAGGGAAGACUUUGGACACAGGGUAGAGAAGACCAGAGAGACACCAGAGAACACAGCAAGACACAGAAGCCAAGAUACCAGAAGCUGAAAUAAUGAAUAACCAAGAGGCUGAUGUUCUGUGUUGCUGGAGUUGUAGAAAAUACAUAGCAAAUUCUGUUUGCCUUGCCAAAUGCAAUGGAAAAGAACUAUCUGAAACAUCACAAACUUCAGCUGCUGCUCAGGACUCUUGCAAUUUAGAUGCCAUUCCAGAGUGGGUGAAAUGUGUCAUUGAAAAGGCAGAGUGGACAAUUGGAAAACCGCACUGUCCAUUCUGUGAGGCCUGCUUAGUGGGCUUUAACUUUGUUUGCAACAAAAGAUAUUUCUGUGAACAGUUAGUAAAUAUACAUUUCUGCAAAGCUCAGACUGACUCUCAACCAUCUUUGUCUGUUAAAUUGUCAAAAUCAUGAGGAAAACAUUUGCCUGUCCUCAAAAAUCAGUCUGGUUUUAGUAAGGAUACCUGCCACAAAGUGUUAACUGCAACUUUGCAAAUCAAAAGUCAAGGACUUUCCUACAUGGCCAGAAAUAAUAAUGGUCCUGGAAGAUUAACAGAAGCGCUUUGUCUAGAAGUAAAAGCUCCAAGAUAUGAGAUGAAAAGUAAAAAGCUUCCCUUAAGGGCAUUAAAUCGGAAUAGAAAUCUCUCUUCUUCCUAUCCUAUAAAUGAUGCAUGCACUGUAAAACCUUUUCACAGAAGAUCACGUAGUUUGGAUUUACAUAUCAGAAAGAGACUGUUUUUGUCACCUGUGUUAUAUGAAACUUGCAGUAUGGGAAAAAUUUACCAUGGCCAAAAUGAAAACCCACCUGUUUACGCACAGGGUGGCUUGCAAUUAGAGUCCAGUAGGAAAGAUGGUAGUUCUUUUCAGUACCUGUGUAGUUCUAGUGCUGCCAAACUACAAAACCAAUUUCAAGUUACAUCCUUUACCACAUUACUGCACAGAGGAACAGAAAGUGAGUGUGAUUUUGGAGCUCAUGGACAAUCUUCUGCAAGUAUCGUUGCUGAUAAGUCACCAUUUGUGCUGAAACUUUCUUCACCUAUGAGGACUGUAGAAGACAAAGAGUACCUCACACCUGUUGGUCUUGUGCAGCCUACAAGUAUUUCCUUCAACCAAAAGCUGAGAAAGAGAGAAAGAAGCCUGAGGAGAAAGCAAAGAAGAUACAGAGUCUGUGUGCGGGCAUUCUUUGAAGAAAAAAGCCAGGAAGCCGGGCUUUUCUGGCUUCUCGUCCUGGUGAAGCCGAUCACUGGUCUCAGCUGGCUUUGCACACUGCCUCGUGACUCCAGCCAGGACCUACUGUGUUUUCAUCGGAGAGCUCUGUGCCCACUGAGGGAGAGAGAAGAGAAGUCUUGAGACACCGUCACCUGGGAACAACAGUUUGGAUGGGAAAUAGAAGAAAAUGAGAACACUCGUGGAUCAAGACAGUUUAACAAGGGAAAGUAAAAGCUCUGUGUGCAAGCAGAGCAAAAAGAGGACUUUAUUUGCUUUUCUCAUCAGCAGUUGUCCAACCACUUCCAGGGAAGCAGAACCUAAGCACAUGCUUGCACAGAGAAAUAUCAUAAUCACAGACAUCCACCCUUCCUCUGCACCUCCCUGAGGACCUAUUGCUGAGUGCUGUGGUAUGGAUCACCUGUCUUGACUCUAUCAGAUCCCAGCCUCAAGCCCCAGCUUAUGUGAAGGAGAAAAGGAAGCAUUUGAAGGAAGGAAGUACUGUUCAGCAAUAGCCAAAACACGGGUGUGUUAUCAGCACUGUUUUGGCUACAAAUACAAAGCAAACCCAUAUAUCUAUGCCAUGUAUCUUCAUACUACAUAUGAAGAAAUUUUUUUAUUCCUGUCAUUGGUAGUAGUUCUAUAGCACACCUUCCUGAUUUUUCUCUGCAUUUUCUCCCCAGCGGCCUCUCCAGUUCCCAUCUGAGUCUGUUUCAUUGCCAUUUCGUAUGCUAUGUAUCCACCAAGUGAUCCGUGGUUAAAUAACUAAAGUUGACAGUGAUGGACUUCCGAGUUAAGACUGCACUCAGGCUUAAGCAGGACACAGUUCGCAUCGCUGAGUUUUUCUUUUUGGUUGUCUCCAUCAGUAAAACUUUAUUAAUUUCAAAGGUUUAUCUGCAGAAUGGGGACUAAGACUUCUUUUUAGUAACAAAAUGCUGGAUGCUAGAAGAUUUGAAUUUGUCAUGUGCACUUUAAGAAUUUGUGCUGGUUGUACCCUUCACAAAGACUUUAUGUUACAUCUUGUCCUUGAGGGCUUUAGCUUGCAUCCUCUAAGAUCCGAAAUGAAGUCCUAGCCUCCCACUUGUGUAAGUCGUAAAACAAGAAGUUUGUAGCCAAACAAGUUUCAUUCUUUUUCAGAUAGGCAGGUCUUUGAACAGUGCAAAAGUGAGCUUUGCUGCUCCAAACAUGCCCUGCUUUCGCCUGAAGAACUGACGUAAAUAAUACAUCUAAAAAUGCUCACAGUUUAUCGGCUACAAACUCACAUUAAGGAGGCAACCAACACAGCACAAUAAAAUUAAAUGGCAUGGAUUUCCUUUGUGUGCUUCACUGUAUAGAGUCUUUUGUCUUUGCAUGUUAUGUUUCCUCAUUAGAAAAGACUUUUUCUGCUCUGCUAAACUAGGACAUAGGAUGCUGCCCACAUUAAGGAGAUCAAAAUUAGUAGCUAACUUUGGAAAGUUUCCAAGACCUCGCUUGAGAGUCCUGGGAUUAUGAGGGAUGCUCCUGUGUGAGAUCUAUUCUCUACUGAAGUCUAGUAGGAUUAUUUUUAUAGUUUUUCCAAUUUUUCCCUCACUAUUACACUAGAUGCUAAGUAAGAAAUAGUAUCUUUUCCUCCUGUCAGUAUAGAUAAUUAAAAAUGAAACCAUUUUUAACUAACAUGUUAAUAGUAGUGGAGAGUGUUAGAAAUCUGUUGAAUUUUUCAAAAAGAGGAUAUAUAUUCUGGUAUCAAACUUGAGUACAGUACUUUGCCACAAAAAUAAAUUGUAGCUCAUUUUACAUCAUUUAGAACAAUGAGUCUGAAAUAACUCUUCCUGAUGUUCUUUUCUUCCUGUGUUUAUUUUGAACUGCUUGUCACAUAAAAACAUUGUAAGCUGUGUGUUUCAGUUUUCUUUAUAUUUCUACAAAUUUCCAAACUGUUUUAUAUCUUCUUAAUGUCUGUCUUGCAGACAUCCUGUCCUAUUUUCAGGAUGUCAGCUGUGAAAUUUUUGAGAUGCCUUGUCUAUUGAUGAUUAAUUACUUUGUAUGUUGGCUAUCAUAGUUAGAUCCAAGUAUUCAUUAUGUCAUAUAUCUAGGUUGGGUCAAAUACGUGAAGUAUAGGGCAAUAUAUUCACUUCAGUAAAUCCAUCUAUCUUGAGAAUUUUAAUUAAUGUAUAAUGAAUAUAUUAGUUUGUUGCACAAGAAGUUAAACUUUUUAGAAAAGGUUUAUCAGUGCUAAGCUAAAUCCAAAGUUUCAGAUUAAUUUUGGAUGUGAGAGGAUGAUCAUGUUUAAGGUGGAUUUUUUUUUUCUAGGCUAUUUUCUGAAAAAAUUUAACCCUUAAACAAAAGGUUUGCCUUCAUCUAAGGAUCACAAAUCGUACUUCAUGGUAACAUUGUCUUCAUCAAAAGAUAAGUUACUGCUAAGAUUCAAUUUUCUGUUGGUGAAUGUGUGGCACCAACAUUAGUAGUUGUAUCCUACUUUUUUAAUCCAGGCAGAGGGAUGUGAAAUAGCAGAUGUUCAGCUUGAUUUUUCUAUUACAGCUUCCUGCAAUUCCAAAGAAAAGCUUUAAACACUGAUUUAUUUUUUUUUCUGGGAGGGUGGAUUUUCAUAUUCAAUUUCUGAGAGGCCCUGUGAGAUACUUCCUUAGAAUAAAAAUCUGCAGUAUUAAACUGUAGCAGAGAAAAAAGAUUGAAAUCUCCAGAGGCCAUUAUUUAGACCCCUCAAGAUUUUUAUAGGAAGGCUCAUGACAAAUGUUGCCACCCUAAAAUUUAAAACAGCCUCACCGUCUUCAUAAAUAACUUCUGGGGAAAAUGAAGUACAGUACAAUAUCUUCCUUAUACAAUACAGAAAAUUCAAGUAUUGCAUAAAAUAAAGUCUGAAUAUUUUAAUACCUGUUCAGGGAGUGUAGUUUGCUCUGCGUGAAAUUAAAUAUUUAUGGAAAUAUACAGGAGAUUACUAAUGAUCACCCAAAGAUGCAUGAAUGCAUACAAAAUUUUUUACUUAUACUAUGAAAUAAAAAAUAAGCCAUCAUUUGUUUCUGUUCUGUUUAUCAGACAGAAAAGAUUUGGAUAACAGCAGCUUAAAUGAAGUAUCUGGAAAGAUACUGUCAGAAUACUGACAGCUGACCCCUUUGAAUACAUCCAUGUCCAGUAGUGCCAGACUGAAGCAUCGAACAGUUAAAUUUGAGGAAAAAAAGCUUUUUCACAAUUUGGUUGACUUUGGAUAUGACUGAAUAAAACACCAAGUAAAGAAUGUAGUGCUUAUUGCUGAUAGCUGCCAAUAAAGCACCAUAGUUUAUAAUAAAACUUCUGAUAAAUUUUCAAUAAAGUGUCAUAAAGAAAAGGAGUUGAGAAGAGAUUCAUUAAUCAAAUUGGGUAUCCAGAUAUUAUUUGUCAGAAAAAACAAUAUAGAGAACACUUGGACUGCAUUUUGUUACUGCUUCACCUGGAUUAUAUUUUUAAACAGCGCAGGUUCAGAUUUCAAUGUCAGUCUCCAAAGAUUGCAUGAAAAGAAUCAAAAACAGGGACUUUUUUUCUAUUGCUGCAUGAAGACAUCUGAAACACGUGUGUAUCUUGGUAGCUUAUUGUUUUAACUUUGCAUUAAAAUGUCUACUACAGAUGGACUACAAACUGCAAGUUUUACCGAGUCAGAUAAUUGUGUUAUCAAAAUGGAGAAAGAAGUCUUGUUUUUCUUGUUGUUGAUGGCUCUUAGAGUCUUAACAUUAAAUAAUUUUUUACUUUUAAAAGUGUCCUUUACAACUUAGAGAAAAUCUCCAGGAAAGCAAUACAAGUUCUGUAGGAAAUCAAACAGAUUUGGACUUGUAAAUUUGUAGUAAUGCAAAAUCUGACAUAAUAUUCCUGGGUUGUUUUUUUUUAAUAGAAACAGAUA
Messenger RNA from Lepidothrix coronata (blue-crowned manakin), 5421 nucleotides. It is a transcript of the gene RNF180, whose product is annotated as ring finger protein 180. NCBI's taxonomy places the organism in Eukaryota, Metazoa, Chordata, Aves, Passeriformes, Pipridae. Gene Ontology annotation, molecular function: ubiquitin conjugating enzyme binding; ubiquitin protein ligase activity. The record is from RefSeq and is a predicted model, not a curated record. The transcript is spliced from 7 exons. Gene Ontology annotation, cellular component: endoplasmic reticulum membrane. Gene Ontology annotation, biological process: positive regulation of proteasomal ubiquitin-dependent protein catabolic process; protein polyubiquitination; norepinephrine metabolic process.